AUGCACAGUGCCAUUGAAAGGUAUUUAAAGGAGAAGAAUUAUCCACUGAGCAUCGUACGAUCGAGGGAGUUUCACAAUUCACAAGAAAUCCUCCACGCGAAGGCAAUUUCUCUGCGACAACAACGAAAGGGCAAAAGACCAAACAAAUCUCAGCCUCUCACUUCGGAGGAAGAGUCUUCCCUCUGGCUAAAAGGUCAGCUUCGUGAUUUUAGCGGAAAAGUGUUGACCAAUGUGAACUUCAAAAACUUGACUGAGCAACUUGGAUUUAGGGGUCGCCAGGAGCACUAUGACGCCUACGUAGAGGACUUCGUUAUAAGACAACAAGAAGACGGCAGCGAAGUUGUAGAAUUCCUUGAAGGUCCCACUAAAACACGAAGCGGUGAUCUAACAAUAUCGAGAAGAACAACACCACAAGUUAUGUAUUCCACCGAUGGCGGAAAAACUGAUCCAGUGCGCCUUUUCAAGCUUUGGUUAUCCAAGCGACCCGACGGAAUGAAAGAUAAAGGGCCACUGUACCUGAGCGUUAUAAAUCGUCCCAAAUCAAAUGAUAUCUGGUACACCAAAAUUAGAAUGGGCGAAAAUACCAUCGGCAACAUCAUGAAAUCCAUGGCCUCCUGUCUUAAGACGAACAAAAAACUGACCAACCACAGCAUGAGAAAAACGUUGGUGUCCAAAUUGAAAAAGUCUGGUCAGCCGCGCAACGUUAUUUGUGAAAUAACAGGCCACGCACGUGAAUCUUCGUUGGACGACUACGACGAAAUAGACGAGAAUCAACGGAAAGAACUGUCUCACAUAAUUAGCGGCUUUAAAGAAGUGCCAAAUGAAAACGGUCCCAACGACGUUUCCAAUCAAAACAGUACAGCUGCAAAGGCACCAACAAUUCAAAACACAGUCCAAAAGCCAGUCCUACACCAACGAGCACCACUUGUUCCUAUUAAUCGCGCUCAGCAGCAAGGUCAAAUGCAUCAGGCCAUGGAAUUCCUGAAUCCUGAUUUUCAGGCUGCUGGUUUUGCAGGAUUUCCGCCAAGUUGUCCCUCACAGUUUCAGUACCGCAUGGCAGCGUUGACGUGUGCUGGUAAUCCUGCUGCUUCAUCGCAGAAUUACACCGGCUGUACUUUCAAUUUUUUCUCCCAAGAAAACGCGAUGCCUCAGCCACAACCGCAGAAGAAGCGAAGGGCUUACAUUAUUGAGUCAGACGACGAGGAUUAA
This is a messenger RNA of Porites lobata, 1209 nucleotides long. The record is from the annotation of a GenBank genome assembly. Lineage: Eukaryota; Metazoa; Cnidaria; Anthozoa; Scleractinia; Poritidae.